AUGGAAAUCACUAGAGAACUCGGGUUGUUGAAAAUAUUAUUUGAUUCGAAAGAGAAACAAGGCAGGCAGGUGCAGCACACCGUACACGCACAGGACUACGACGAAUGCUUCCAUACUCGAUUGCAUCGCUACAGCAACAAAACAACUCUUCAACGAGCAGGUUCUAAGAAUAUUUUAUAUGCUGAAUUUUUAUUGGCACAAUUUUCAUUGAUAUUUGUCCUUGAUUUGACGGGACAGUCUCAAUAUGAACUUGUGAAAUUGUGCCACACUUCUGUGCAGCUGAGUGAAACCUCAACUUUCAAACAGCGCUUUUCAAAGAACCUCUUGAAUAAAUGCAAUUUACGAUCCACUGUGAAACGUGUUAUUCGUUAUUUGAAAUGA
Messenger RNA from Helobdella robusta, 381 nucleotides. RefSeq lists its product as hypothetical. The transcript is spliced from 4 exons. The coding region runs from base 1 to 381 and encodes 126 amino acids. Lineage: Eukaryota; Metazoa; Annelida; Clitellata; Rhynchobdellida; Glossiphoniidae. The record is from RefSeq and is a predicted model, not a curated record.